Molecule: messenger RNA, 3193 nt
Organism: Styela clava
Lineage: Eukaryota; Metazoa; Chordata; Ascidiacea; Stolidobranchia; Styelidae
Product: E3 ubiquitin-protein ligase Midline-1-like
Molecular function (GO): protein binding
Source: RefSeq, a predicted model, not a curated record
UCGAGUGUGACAUCAUCAAAUUACGUUAAAACAGACUUUCUUCCUUCACCUCGACGAAAAAGUACCGAAGCAAAAAGUCCCGGUCGUGCAUCAACUUGCUCUGCAAUGUCGGCAAGUUCAGAGGACACUUCCGAUUCCGGGUUUUAUCAGUUGGCCCCAGAAGUAAACACGGAAGUAACAGGGACUGAGCCCAAGACCUCUCCACGGGCCAUAAGAAGAUUGUCAGGAAUGACUGAAUCUAACGACGGUGAAGAUAUAGAUUUCUUUCUUAAAGUUGUGAGCGAGUUCCGGGAUUACGUGACUGAGAAGAUCGAAGGACUCGAAGAGCAAAACGUCGUCAACGAAAAUCGUCUUCAUGACCUACAACAAUUGUUAAAAGAAUCGGAGGAUUCCUGGACAGAAUAUGAAGUCACCCUUACGAAGGACAUCAACCACGUGGUGGCUCUACUGCACAGGCAACAAGGCAUCUUUAUGGAGAAUAUUAAGAAACAUCGAGCAAAAGGAACUGAUUUCCUGCGGGAAAAGAUGGACGUUUGUCGGCGGAACAUGAAAAUUAUUGCCGGUGUUUUAAGUUUUGCAAGAAGAGUGAAAAAUGAAAAAGACGAUACAAUAAGGGAACAAACUUUAAAGGAAUUGAAACAAAGAUUCACGAUGGCAAGCGAAAGAACGUUGCCAGAAAUUGAAGGAAUGGAUGUGACCAAGGAACGUCUAGGAUUAGAUAAACUAGACGAGAUGACAAGGAUAUUAGAAAACAUGAUGUCAGAUGAACCCAAUGAGAGUUCAAAAAAUACUCCCCGAAAUAUCGCGCCAGUUAUUCUUGCCCAAGCCUCUCGUAAUGACAUAACUAAGAAUAACGUACUGGUUCGAUGGACUGGUGAUGACGACACAGAUGACGUCACAUACGAAGUUUUUUGGGAGUUUGUUAGUGAUGGAAAAGUCGUGAAAAGAAAUGCGUACGGAAUUACAGAAACUUUCUACAUCAUCAAAGAUUUGAGUCCUAAUCAUGACAUCACAGUACAAAUACAGAAACAUCAUCCGGAAUUUUCAACUCAGCUUAGCCAAUCAGCAAUCUUUAAAACAUUGCCACAACCAGCAAAGUUCAAGUUAGACUCAGACACCGCAAAUUCCAAACUUCAGAUUUCUCCUGACCAAUAUAGUGUUCACUUUCCCGGAGAAGACAAAGGUGUAAUACAAAAGUCACCUACGAGAUUCACCUUCGCUCUAAACGUCUUGGGGAACAUUUCUUUUUAUACCGGGAGGCAUUACUGGGAAGUACUUGUCAACAAAGAUGGCUGGGCAGUCGGAGUAGCGUAUCGUAACGUACCGAGGAACAGCUGGUUAGGAAGCAACGACUCUUCAUGGAUUCUUCAUUACAAUCCGACCAAGCGAGAAUACAAGGCAAGGCACGCAGGAGAAUCAGCUGAUGUUAAAUUACCAAGGAAAAAAAUUGGAGAAGACAUCGCCAGAGUAGGAAUAUUUAUUGACUACGAAGCAGGUAUCAUUUCCUUUAUCGACUGCCAUAUGCGAGACGUUCUUUAUACUUAUCACACAGCAGGAUUUGAAGAACCGAUCUGCGCUGCCGUCAACCCAUUUUAUCAUGGAGGAGUUCUAACUGUGAUCACGGGGCUGGAGAUACCAAACAUUGACUUCAACGUUUAAGCUUUACUUGACUACUGACAUUCAAAAGAUGACGCUGUUCUUGUGGUGGUCGGAUACGCUGUAGAGCAAAAACUUAUUCAAAUCUUUUUAGUUAUUAGCGUAUGUUUACAAAACUAAAUUUAGCGCUAAAUUUACAAGGUUACCGAAAUUUGGAUGCGUUUUUAUCGUUAUCGGUUUUACAAAAUCACGGAUCGUGUAGAGUGUUUGACUCUCUGCACUACCAAUAUUGUUCAACGCACCUCACUAUCAUCACAAUUGUUUCACGGUAGCCAUUUAUGCAUCACAAUACUCUACACUAGCCAUGUUAAGGUCAUUGAGGAACAGCGUUUGUAGCGCUCAAAGUCGACUGAACUUGAAGUCUGUUUUUCAAAUAUUUUGUCAAUGGUACUAUCGCUAAAUUGAAUCGAUUUAUGGGAGCGUUUAGUAUAGUAAACUGUAUUAGUCUGUUAUUGGUCAGCCGCUAAUUUUUUGAUCUAUUUUCUAGGAUUCUCUUUAUCUUAGGCUAGGACAAUUAAGGUUACCGUUAGGUUAUAAUCUCACUACUAAUUUUGGGUAUUAUGUAGUUUCCCGUGAUGUGACGUCGUAGUGACGUAGUAUUUGAAUGGCGCAGUCUGUUGAUGGUUAGGAAUAACAUAUGCAAAAAUGGUUAUGACAAGUCCGCGAGAAGUACUUGUGGUACCAAACUACACUAUACCCUACUACUGUUUUUCAUAUCUUUGUUUCUGUUUGCCUUCGAUUAGAUGGCGAUGAAUAAGUUUAUGUUAUUGGUCUUAUGUUAAGAUAAGUUGAAACGCGGGGCGCUAAUUAACUCAUACGAACCUAAGACAAUCAGAAUCAAAGGAAACAUUAAGAAACUAGUGGACGGGCCUACUAAAUUCUAGCCUAGUACAGUACGAUAUCACCACAAUCUAACACAAGUAAACGAGAGCUCAAAAUAGCCUUUCCGGCACUUGCCCGUUUAUUAGAUUAUUCAGACAGUACAGUCUUCAAUUUUUCCUGGUGGCGUGAAGCAUUCGGAUGAUAACUUAUAGAAAAGGGGACUAAAGAGCAAGAGGUCAUUUCUCUGAUAUAUGAACUUAUUACACGCUUGGCGCUCAUAACUUAUUUUACUUGUGUAUCUUUGUGCAAUUUGUGAUAUUUAUUCUUUUAUUGUACCGUUUGUAUUUUAUUUUUGUUAUCUAAAAUGCAGUUUUGUUAGUUUGCACGGUUGGUUAGAUUGCUAGGUACUUUUCUGCAUCAUUUUUAUGUUUUGUCCGGUAAUUUUACUCGAUUACAAAGACAUCAGGCAUGUGAGUAUUAUUAUUAUUAUUAGUCUAGUCCACUUGAAUUCGAUGAUGCGUGUUGGGCAGCAUAUUCUCAUCUAGAUAUAGAAGUUCUGAUUCUGCAUAUUAUGCUCGAAUUGUUUUAAGGUAGAUUAGACCGCUUUGAUCUGUUUAUUGGAUCUAUUAUUUUCAAAUCUUUAUUACGAUAAUACAAUCCUUCUGUGGUGGACUAUAUAAUUAUGGCGUACGAAUAUAGAGGUUAAAUUAGUGUG